Messenger RNA from Pezoporus flaviventris, 2870 nucleotides. Its product is annotated as C-type lectin domain family 6 member A-like. The record is from RefSeq and is a predicted model, not a curated record. Gene Ontology annotation, biological process: antifungal innate immune response. Gene Ontology annotation, cellular component: external side of plasma membrane. Lineage: Eukaryota; Metazoa; Chordata; Aves; Psittaciformes; Psittacidae. Gene Ontology annotation, molecular function: carbohydrate binding. The transcript is spliced from 6 exons. The coding region runs from base 1746 to 2561 and encodes 271 amino acids.
GGCAUCCUCCCUGUUGAAUACAGUGGGCAGCCUGCAUUCCUGGCAGUAAGGGUGGAACAUAUACAGACCCACAAGUUCAGUAUUCAUAUGUGACCUUGUGCUUUCUCACUGGCCUGUGGGUAAGCAGACUGUAGGAAGUGGCAUGGAUACCCAUGUACCCUACACCUCCAGUAGGAAGCGCGUAAGAAUAGGGAAAUCACUGCUCUUAGAAAAGAGGAACAUGGGAAGUUGCACAAGUAAUCAUGAGAAUGUGUGUGUAUGUGGGGUUUAGAGCUUUUGGGGAUCAGUUACUUAAAGACGUUUACAAAUUUGUAUCUGUUUGUUGACAUUUUGUGUCUGGUAUUGUGCUUUAUCUCGGUUGCUGAUGCUGAUCCUGAAUAUACAGGUUAUGGUUUGCCGGUUAAUUACAUGUGAUGAAUUGAUUGGUAAACUGCUUAGAUCCAUCCUGACUAGAUUUAAACCACAUGAACUAAGCACAUUUUCCUUCUGACAGUUUUAUACCCUCUUCACUUGACAUACUGAUCAGCCAAAGUCAGCUCCCUGCCUGUAUGCACAAAAUCAAGUGUAUUUUAAAGCAAUGGCAAAUAAAAGGCAUUCUCAUUUUUUAACAUCUGUGGUGCAUUUCAGUGCUGUUCUCCAGCAUGAUGGCUGGGAACUUUUAAAUAUGUCAUGUGAGGAUCUCGCUGCGCUGUGAAUCCAGUAGCUUGUGCCUUCUAGUAGCUUAUAGUUUCUGUGACAGUACCAGCAAGCACAUGUAUGGGCCAUCUUUCCAAUGUAACAUAGCUGUUGGAUGGUUUGACCCUGCUUGCAGCCUGCUGUGCAUGAAAAAAACAUACUCAGAGAAUAUCUUCUACACACAAUUUAGAGUUGUUCUCAUUUGUAGCUGGUUUUGUGUCCUGCUCUUUUGAGACUUCAACUGAUACACUUGUGCUAUUGCAUCCAUUCCUUCCUCAGUACAUCCAUUCAUGCCUUUUCAUAGGGAGAAAGUGAUGAUGGAGCAUGGAAAAGCAAAGGCUGUCUACCUACCUGUGUCCAUUCAGAGUACGAGACCCAGUAGGGAUUCUUUAUCCUUACAGGUAUUUAUUUCUUAGGGACAAAACCUGCAAGGUUUUGAAUCAAGUUGCCUUGAGCCGUGCUAGAACCGCUAGCUAUGGCUAUGCCUUUUGUUAUUGUGACCAUGUAAAACUUUGAGCUCUGUAAUGCACAGGGAUUCUGACACCACCUGCUGAUCCUUUCUGACCUCCAGCUCCUUGGUGACAGGUCAUAUGCAAUGCCUCCACUCAAAGCCCCAUCCUCUUUUCCUGAGCAAUUAGUUAACAACAGUGUUGUCAAGUUCUUCGUUGUGCUCUGGGUUACUGGGCUCAGACUUCACAUAGGGACUUGCCCAGACUGAGUCACAGAUAUGUUUUCUUACCAUGUUUUGACUCCCUUUUGCAGGACAUUGUGAGUUGGUUUAGCCCCUUGCUACUGAAUGCCAACAGCAUAGGCCUUUUCGCACACAUAUUCACUUGCCAGGAAAGAACAAAUAACAAAGGUGUAAGGCCAGUAGCAUGUCCUGUGAAAUGGCUUCAAUAUGUGCAAAAGACGGUCGUUUGAGCUGGGUUGGUACUACCCUUCAUCUGUUUUCAUUUCCCUCUGUAAGCUUCUGUGUUGCAAGGAACAUCUUGUGAAACAUCCUGGCAGAGAAACUACGACAAUUCCCCCAUCUCCAUGUGCUGUGGGGAACACCCAGGCUACAGCUUUUUAUGCGUACCGGAUUAGAGGCUGUGAAGGCUCUUCACCAGUGUGUGGACUACCCUAAUGCAGUCUUCUGUGCAGGAGGAAGGCCGUACUUGUGGCCACAUGUAGACUCAUGUAGACUCUUGAGGAAGAGUGAUACCAUGGUAGAGAUAAUGAAUCACGACGGAAGAGUCAGUCCUGGAACUGCAGCCUCAGCAGAAGAGAGACGCUGCUCCCUGCUGAACCCCUGGGUCUUCAUUGCUUCUGGCCUUGCCAUCAAAACCGCCAUUGUAACCAUCUGCCUUGUUGUUUUCCUUCAUGGAGACUAUGGCCAGUACAUGACUCUGGUCCAGAACGCUACAGAGUGGCGCUGCAUCCCCAGCGUAUCUGGAGGCAUAGAGGAGAGCUGGGCAUGCUGCCCGAAGGGCUGGAAACACUUCGAAGGAAGCUGCUACUACCUCUCAGGUGAUAUGAUGUCCUGGGCUGAUAGCCAGCAGAACUGCACUGGGAUGGGCUCUCACCUGGUGGUGAUCAACAGCGAAGCAGAGCAGGAUUUCCUCUUCAACUUGGUGAAAGGAGUAUUUUCUAACACCUAUGAAACAAAAUACUACAUAGGCUUAACUGCUUACAAACCCGGGCAAUGGCAGUGGGUGGAUCAGACUCCAUACGAUAUGACAACCACGUUCUGGAAACCCGGGGAACCCAAUUUACUCUUUGCAGAAAAAUGUGCUGCAAUUCACGUCAAGGGAAACAGAGACCCCAACACUUACAGUAACUGGAAUAACGUCCUGUGCUUCACAAGUUGCUAUCGAAUUUGUGAACUGCCAGUCAAAUCUGUCUGAGGAAGGAAACUCCACUUUGGUUGAAGGAGCUGAAGGAGCACCUUUGAGAAAGGGCAGCUCCAGCAAUACCUGAUGAAAAGCUGGCCUGAGCUCACACAAAUGCUUCAUCUUGCCAUGCAGGGUGAACAAGCCUGCUACAGAAUCUCAGAUCUGAUGGACAUCAGUUCCCCUCCUGUGCCCCUGUGUCUCUUUCCAAGAUGGAGAUCAGUCCUGGAUGAAAAUGCUCAGGCUGAUGUCAAGGACCUACUGUGACCCUUUUCGCGGUCCUCCUUCACAGAUGAGUGCCCUGAUCCUCCAGCACUUUCCUUG